UUUCUCUUUUUAAACCUUUUCAAUAUAUGCUUCUCAUCAUUAUUACCACCUCUCAUGCACUUCUUCUAGGGUUGUUAUUUGUGUUGUUCUUCAAAACUACUUUUAGGCCAUCUCUUUGAAAGCACCUUCCACUUUUCUAGUUAUUGUUGUUUGAAAAAUCUUCAGUAGAGACACAACAAAGGCUAUCUCUCUUUCCUUUUUCAUUAGGGUUAUUAGAACAAAAUAGGCUGAGAUAUGGAGGAGAGAAAUGAUGCUGAGAAACUUGAUGAAGUCAUACUACCGGGGUUCAGGUUUCAUCCAACUGAUGAGGAGCUUGUUGGGUUUUACCUCAAGAGAAAGAUUCAGCAACGCCCUUUGACUAUUGAGCUCAUCAAGCAGCUUGAUAUCUAUAAAUAUGACCCUUGGGAUCUUCCAAAGUUGGCCACCACAGGAGAGAAAGAGUGGUAUUUCUACUGUCCCAGGGACAGAAAAUACAGAAACAGUGCAAGGCCUAAUAGGGUAACUGGAGCUGGGUUCUGGAAAGCUACUGGCACUGAUAGGCCUAUAUACUCCUCAGAAGGUUCCAAGUGUAUUGGCCUUAAGAAAUCCCUAGUCUUUUACAAAGGUAGAGCGGCCAAAGGGGUCAAAACUGAUUGGAUGAUGCAUGAGUUCAGGCUACCCUCUCUCACUGACUCACUGUCCCCAAAGUACAUAGACAAAACCAUUCCUGCGCAGGAAUCUUGGGCUAUCUGCAGGAUAUUCAAGAAAACCAAUUCCACAGCUCAAAGAGCUUUGUCUCACUCUUGGGUCUCUUCCCUACCUGAAACAAGAACCUCUGAUAUCCUAACUAAAGAUCAAGACAGCACCCAGUUUUGUUCACCCAACAUGCCAUUGCCAAAGAAAACUAGCUUAACAAGCCAGUUCUGUACUAACAAUUACAAUGAUGCACAACCUUUAACCACUAAUAGUUGUAGUAGUAGUACUCUUUGUCCUUUAGAUGUUGCCUCAUAUAAAUCCAUUAUCAACCCAUUGCUCUACAAAGCCUUUGACCAUUUUCCCAUUUCAAAUGGAGACCUUAGCACCAACUUGCUAUUCUCAUCUCCUUUUGAAACAUCAGAUCCUAACGCCAAAUCUACAAUGGACGUUUCUUCCAUGUUGUUGAACAUGUCAUCCUCCGUGCUAGGAGAUCUAAACAAGACUUCGGAGGAUACAAACACAAGCACAAACUUUGGUGAGUUGCAAGAGCACUGUAGUGGCUACCCAAUACCAUUCUUACGUGAGAUGCAAACCACAUUUGGUAACCAACAAUAUUAUGAUAAUGUUAAUGCAUUGGUAAAAGUUCCUAAUGUGAAUGUGCCUCGUGUUGAUGACCAAGAGUUGGAGUUGGAGAGUGUACGAUCCAUUGGGUUCCCAUUCAGUAGUAUGCCUUUCAAUAUUGGCGAUGCAUGGAAGUCAAAUCUGCUUUGGGAUACUUCCUCUUUUCCUUGUGAUGUGCCAUCUAGUUAUUCCACAACCAAGUGCUAUACUUAGUGCAUUAUUUUAUUAUUAGACAAAUAGAAGCAGUUGUUUUUGUAGCUUCUAGUAGGCAGUAACUACUGAGUCUGACUUUUUAGCUUAGAUUUCUGUUCAAUUUACAUUAGC
Cajanus cajan (pigeon pea) is the source of this 1620-nucleotide messenger RNA. Lineage: Eukaryota; Viridiplantae; Streptophyta; Magnoliopsida; Fabales; Fabaceae. The record is from RefSeq and is a predicted model, not a curated record.